ACAUAUCGUUAGAGAUCACUGCAUUCUGACGUAAUUAUUACUGCAUUUUGUUUAUUUGGGAAAUAAGUCAGGCCUUGUCCGACAUCUAAUAACCUCGGAAUGGCGACAACAAUUAUCACGCAGCGGGGACAGGUGUGCAUUGGUGAGCUGCCUCAGGAUUUCCUGAGAAUCGGCCCGAUGCAGCAGCAGGAGCAGGUGCAGCUCGACGCCCAGGCGGCCCGACAGCUGCAGUUCGGAGGAUCUCUAGCGACAGCUGGCCGCCUCAGCAUCACCGUGGUACAGGCGAAGCUUGCGAAGAACUAUGGGAUGACACGCAUGGACCCUUACUGCAGGAUUCGACUUGGCUACGCCGUCUAUGAGACUCCUACUGCACACAAUGGAGCAAAGAACCCUCGCUGGAACAAAGUCAUCCAGUGCACCGCCCCACCGGGGGUCGACUCCUUCUACCUGGAAAUAUUCGAUGAGAGAGCGUUUUCCAUGGACGACCGCAUCGCAUGGACACACGUGACGAUCCCAGAGAGUCUGCGAGAGGGAACCGUCGUGGACGAGUGGUACAGCUUGAGCGGGAGACAGGGUGAUGACAAAGAAGGCAUGAUUAAUCUUGUCAUGUCCUUCGCUUCAAUACCUGCAGGAAUGAUGAUGCAGCAGCAGCCUGUGGUUCUGAUGCCUACAGUUUAUCAACAGGGCGUUGGAUACGUGCCCAUAGCAGGUGUCCCUGGUAUGUAUAACCAAGGUGUGGUACCCAUGGGAAUGCCAGCCGUGCCUGCUGUCAUGUCACAGAGCGCCCCCUGCGGUGAAGAAGACCUUAAAGCCCUUCAGGACAUGUUUCCCAACCUGGACAAGGAGGUGAUCCGCACCGUUCUGGAGGCCCAACAGGGCAACAAGGAAGCUGCCAUUAACUCCUUGCUACAGAUGGCCGAGGAGCUUUAACUGCAGAUCUGUCACUCAGCUGGCGCUUAAAUCUACCAACAAUGUAAAACUUUAUACCAAAAAGAGCCUGUAAAUAAGCACACUAUCAACCCUUAACCGUAGCAAGUAAAUCUAACAAACAUUUUAAUUGUCUAUGUUAAAUCAGCAUUCAGGAUGGAACGUUAUAGAGAAUGAAGGAUGAUUUUCUGCUGAGGGCAGUAUGCCAUAUCUGUUGUAGUAGUGAUCCCAUGUCUUAAAGAUGUUUGAUAUAUUAUGCUUUUAUCUGAAUGAAUUUAAUUACAUAAAUGCACAUGAUAUAUAAUUUAUUUUGAAGAUUAUUAAAGAGAUACAAGAGCA
Carassius carassius (crucian carp) is the source of this 1266-nucleotide messenger RNA. Its product is annotated as toll-interacting protein-like. NCBI's taxonomy places the organism in Eukaryota, Metazoa, Chordata, Actinopteri, Cypriniformes, Cyprinidae. Gene Ontology annotation, molecular function: ubiquitin conjugating enzyme binding; ubiquitin binding. Bases 100 to 930 code for a protein of 276 amino acids. The transcript has 6 exons. The record is from RefSeq and is a predicted model, not a curated record. Gene Ontology annotation, biological process: ubiquitin-dependent protein catabolic process. Gene Ontology annotation, cellular component: cytoplasm.